AGAAAAUGCAAGGGCGCAUUGGUUCUAUAAAAUUUUCCGACUUUCCAUUGGCUGGCCAUUUCCCAUUUCCACUCCACUCAAAUCGAAAAUUGCAUGCGCAAGUUUAAAGCGCAAGGUGGCUUGUACAAGUUGUGGUCUAGUAGGUCCGUGAGAUUUUCAUAAAACCCAACAUUUUCCUUGUUAGUUUUUACAUGUAAUAUGUCAUUAAUGUGCGUCACAUAAACGACAGCAUCUGACAGUGACUUUUAACAACAAAUUAGUCGCCUAGUUCCUACUUUUAUUGAUUCCUCAUAUCAACAAAAAUGUUUACUGGACUCACUAGUCAGGUCUCCUCAUGGAUGGGCAGUGUUAAGGGUGAUCAAGAGGAAAAAGUUCCAACACCUACAGAGGACAGCAAUGUACUUGUUGGUUCUGAGAAGAAAGAAGGAAGUCCAACUAAAGCAAGCGGUGGAGGAGGAAAGCUAGAGAUGUUUUCAAAUGUGAAAAACAAGGUUGAGGGUAUUGGAGGUUGGUUGGGAUCCAGUAUUCCAAAAUUAAGAAAGUCAGACACCGAUAAUCCUACUGAUGGUCAGGACCAACCGCCUAUUGCAGAAGCUUCAGAACCUCACACUUCUGAAAUCCACGCCCCCAAGGACGAUGAUGAUAACUCAAGAAAUUACAGUGCUACCGGGGGAGCUGACUCUGGACCCCAGUCUGCGGCUGAAUCUCCCACUGAAGAUAAAGAUAGUCAAUUCGUAAACGUACAAACUAAAGCUUUAGCAGGCGCUAAAUCCUUUGGUAGUUUUCUUUAUUCUGCUGUAAAUAAAGCUGGUAAGACCGUGAGCGAGGCAAGUGCUAAGAUAAAAGAAUCAGUCGAGAAAAAUAGCAUAUUAGGAGAGUUCAACAGAGAACAAGAAGCAUUCAUGAAAUCUCAGAAUGAAAACUCUGCCUCACCAUUGCCCCCAUGGGUAGGUUGUGCUAAUGAAGAGGCUCUCAAGGAUGAAUGCCUCAGUUUGUCCAUGGACCGUAGAAAUUUCGUUCGUAGUCCACCAGCUGGUGUAGACUUCCAGUUCGACUACCAAGUGUCGUACCCAAUUGCUAUGGCGAUAAUGGAACAAGACCCCAACCUGGAAAAAAUGCGUUACGAACUUGUGCCUAAAGUAAUUUUAGAAGAAGAUUUCUGGAGGAAUUAUUUUUAUCGUGUAAGCCUAAUUUGUCAAGCCAAUGAAUUAUCUUUUAUGUCGAGAGAAGGAGAUAGUCAAUCUGCUACGGAAACCUACACCUCUGAUCCACUCAUAGUAGAUGAUAGUACAAAAAAAGAUAUGCAUGAAUUUGUAUCUGACACACUUCAAGCCAGUAGUGAAGAUUUAAAUGAAGUACGUGAAGGAAUGAAAAAAUUAGCUUUAGGAUCCAAGAACAAUGAAGAAGAAUGGGAGAAAGAGCUAGAGGCUGAACUACAAGACUACGAGAUGGUCAGUGAGCAGAAAUCAACCAAUUCCAAGAGCGACAACUGGGAACAAGAGAUAGAAGAAAUGCUUCAGGACGAGACUGAUUUGAAGUGAAUUUUUUUUGUAUUUUUAAUACUCUGACUGAUAUGUUAUAUAAUAUACAUUCUGGAACUAGUUAGGGCCUAUUUUACGGUGAGUAAGGAUUGUGAGAUAUAUUCCAAACUGGUUAUUUAACAUCACAGUGUUAUGUACAACUAUCAAACUCAAGGACAAAUUUACUGCCAAAUGAAACAUUCCAAGAAACCACGUAUAUAUAUAUAUAUAUAUAUAUAUAUAUAUAUGUAUAUAUAUAUAUAUAUAUAUAUAUAUAUAUAUAUAUAUAUAUAUAUAUAUAUAUAUAUAUAUAUUCUAAAACACUAUACAACAGUGUUGAAAUUAUCGGGAAUUGCGGUCUGUGGCUUAGAUUGAAACUACAUUUAAUUCUGUUGAAUUCGAUAUUUCGAUGAGUAUUUAUUAAUUCCAUUCCAUAACAACAGGACACCAAUUUAAUUUGUCAGAUAUCAAGAUCUUAGAUUCAGAAAGCAAUUAUAAGAAAAGAUUGUUCCUCGAGAUGUACCACAUAAACAGUAAUAAACGUUCAAUUAAUUACAAAUCAGACACAAGUAGAUUAAGCGAAAUUUACUGCAAUGUUUUAAAAUUCGAAAAAUAGCAGAAUAUUAAACAGAUGGCUCGAUAUUGGAACUUUUGACCCUUAACACAUGUGAGAAAAGAUACCUGACUCAGUGCCGCCCUCGACGUUCUCGUGAAACGACAUGCAUAGCUUUAAGUUAAAUUGCUUUAUAUAACAUACCUACAACAAUUCGUAAGUUAUAUCAUUGUAAUAUUACGUUUGUACCUAACUGUUAGUUAAUUUUGUAGUUUGUUCCUGAUGAAGAUGAAAAAUUAAUAAAUACUCAUCGAAAUAUCGAAUUCAACAGAAUUAAAUGUAGUUUCAAUCUAAGCCACAGACCGCAAUUCCCGAUAAUUUCAACACUGUUUUAUAGUGUUAUAGAAUAUACUUGCACGGUCGAUAAAUACAUCGGAUCCGAAUCCAGUUCUAUAUAUAUAUAUAUAUAUAUAUAUAUAUAUAUAUAUAUAUAUGUGUGUGUGUGUACGUACAUAAAUACAUAUAAAUAGUCAUUUUGUCCACGGAUCACCAGCAAGUUUGAUAUUUUAAAUAUUUAAAGCCAGCUAAAAGUAACACAGUUUGAACGAUUAGCAGCAAGAGCUUGUGCAAUACAAGCUGUCUGACAAAUGGCGAAAAUGUAUCCUAAUGGCAAAAAUAUAACUUUUAUUAUAACUUAAAGGUCGUGUUCUUACCAAAAACAACCGGCGACCUUAACGCAUUUACAAUAAGAUCCUAACUUUAGUUGAGUUGCUCUUGUGUACUUACUGACAUCAACUGUUUUUAAGCUUCUUGUGCUCGACGAGAGCCACAAAAGUUAAAAGAUUUUGCUGUCUCGUCCUCUAUGACUAAGCUAUUCUUGGCAACUGUAGAGGGCAAGUGGCGUCGGCGACGCGGUAUGUAGCGCUGCCAGCAACUAAUGAGCAACUGGUUGAGUUGUUGUUGAGUUUAUCGUUGUUUUGUCGGUUAAAAGAAGCCUUUUAUUAGGUGAAAACACGUGUAAUUAAACAUUAGCGCUGAGUCGCGUUGCUGUUCUGUUGCGGUCGCUGGUUGCUUUUGGUGAGAACAGCCCCAAAUGGUUGAAUAUGAAAAUGAAUUAUUAUUAGAUUUAUGUUUGUAAAUUUAACUCUGAUGGAGAUCGUAGCUAAAUAGUUGUUCAUGAGAAAAAUGAUAGUGUUGGUCAUGGUGAAGUUGAGAAGAUAGAAUAGUGAUAGGACUUGGAUGGUCAUGCUUUCCAAGGUGCCUUGGUAAAUGCGAACUCAAGUAGUGCUUCCCACUAUAUAUUUUUACAUGAACGUAUACUAACAAGCAAUGCACUGGAACAUAAAAAGACACUUAAGUAAAGUGCCGGUAAGAUAUAGUUUUUUAAUUUUAGCUGUAUAAUGCAAAGUAGACAUAUUUGAAACUUUUGGUAAAUAAACUUGGUAAAGGUUAUUCCUUGCUUUUAGUAUCCAAUAAUAACCAGUGAUGGAAACAGGUAUUUUCUCUAAAAUGGUAAAUUAAGGUAACUUUAUAUUCCCGCCUUUAUAUUUAAUCGCUUAGUAUAAUUUGAUUCUAUUUAUCAGGUUGCUGGAAAUAUUCAUUAGUUCAUUAUAAUGGUGAUGGCAAUCUUUGAAUUAUUUAGGUCAUGCAAUCUAAAACACUUUUUGUAAUAAUGAAACACUAAUAUACACACUUCGACCUAUUCGCCAUCUGUUGUUCUGUAUCUUUGUGAUCCAUUGAAAAUCAUUUAUAUACCCUUCUUAGUCCUAGUUCUCCACUCAUAGUUAAAACGUGUUAUGUAUUUAAUUUCAGUAAAUAUUUUUAAUAUAAGAGCUUUGACACUUUAAAUUUCGUUUGUCGCGUGUACCAACUUUUUUUCUAAUCUGAAUUCUCGAGACAUAUACUUAAGAUUAAGGAAAUACUUAAGAUUGUGAUCACUUAAUCUGUCAAUCCAGAAGGUGAAACUUAAGUCUUCAAACAAUAAACUGGUAAUGAGAAAUAAUAUUUAAUUAUAAGAUAUUGUUUUUUUCUUCAUCGGCCAAUUCUAUUAGUUAUCAGCCUUAAAUCUGAUAUCUGUAAACAAGAUACUUCCCUCUUUCAGCUUUAAACUAAAGAAACCAUUUAGAUUUUCUUCCUAGACACAUGUGAAAUGAGGUACUCCACAGAAGCGCUAAGGAAUACAUAAUACUAAAAGUUUGGCCAGACGAUCUGCAGUCAUAUUUCUUUCAAUGUCCUCAUGAAAUCCUACUCAGAGGAUGGUAACUGUGUGCGAUGUGUCGAGUGGCUAUACCAAUUGAACACGGGUCCAGAAUAAGUUAGAUUUAUAUUUGGAAUCAAAGCUACCUUGCUAUUAAACAAGAUAUAAAGUUUUCUUCAUGGGUUCAUUCUAUUAUCGCUGUCACCUCGGCCUGAUAUUUUUUUUGGGAGGUGGGAAUCUUCUCAAGGCCGUCUGGGAAGGUGUCUCAGGUUUGUCGGAUUCGUUCCGUCCUAUCUGUAUCUUGACGGGCCGCCUACCGACUAAUCCCACUCCCUCUUUCUCCAUCCGACGGGUCUGGAACCGCUCUUAGCGAGCAUAUCUGACCCGUUGACCUUACUGGUAGCUCCCCUCUGGCACUUCUAGCGUGUAUUCCAUGAAUUGGUUGGCCGUAUAUUGGGUCCCCCAACCCAGGAUGGAACUAACCAGAGAAUGUCAGUUGGCAGUUACGAGCAACUCCAGUUAAUCACACUUUCAUCUAUGCAUGAUUUCUCAUCCAACCAUUCAUAGUUUCUUUCAUUCAACUCCAAACAUUCCUUACUUUCAUCUAUACACACUUACUCAUCCACCCAUUCAUUCUGACAUUUAGAUGGGGCAGUCUGUGUAGGUCGGAUGUAAAAGGUCCUUCCCCACUGUCUGUCCCAAAACGAUACAAAGCAUGCUAUAACAUACAAGGAAAGAACUAGAGUAAAAGCAGAUGAAAAGAAAAAGCAGAUAUAUGGCCGUUUUUCCUCCUAGGGUUUUGGAGAGAGUAAUUCAAGGUUUUUUUACUCUCCGGUCCAUUCACCUAUCUUUAAACAUAAUUUUUGGUUGUGGAAAUAAUAGUCAUUCUAUUUUUCCCGAUAAUUUAAGCUUCUGAAAUAGAAGUAUCAAAUAUAUUGGGUAUUUUAGAUAAACUAGUGAAUAGAGCCAGUAAUUUGUAUCUCAAAAAAUUGUAUAAUUUUGAAGUUUAAAUGUAUAAAAGUUUUUUUUGAAAACCCUUUUAUUUAUUUAAGCCAUGUGAAAGAUAUAAUAAUUGUAUUUUUCGUACUUAUUUGUGAUAACUUAUUAAUCUACGCGAUAUAGGGUCUACACCUUAUAUGUAUAUGUAUAUUUAUAUACAUACAUGUAUAAUACGUAUUUAAAAAAAAAUAAUGUGUCAUUUAUACAUAAUGCAUUUCCAAUUGCUAUAUAUGCUGUUUUCGGUGUCUUUUGUUAAGUUAUUUUGAUGUCUUUAUUCUGAAGACCACUGAGGUCUCCAGUCACGGACGGUUGAGGAUGGUUUUCCAAACAGAGUAUGAAUAUAUGAAAGUAUGAAAAGAAAGAAAGUAAGAAUACGUUACAAAUAAGUGUAUCAAUAAUAUACAAACAUCAAAUAUUAAUAAUUUUAUUAUAUUUGAAUUAUUCGUAAAAAGACUCACGAAUGGACGAAUGGAGGUAUGUAUGUACAUAUUUUCGAAAAUGAAGUAAAAAAUUACUUAAGACUUAAUCAAUAUGCAUUUGUAGUAGACUCGGAAUUCGGCUAGAUAAUUUAAACCUAAAAUAACAAAAUUCAGUUUGGCAACAUUGUGUGAAGAACAAAAUGCUUCAAAUUCCGGUAAAGUGAAUAGCAGAUUAUUUCUUAGUAAAUACUUGUCCAUAUAAACAAUUACGUUCGUAAUAGUAUAUUAUUCAACGAGCAUUUAAUGAUGGUCAUUAUGAUGCGAGUAUGACGGAUUUCGUAUAGAAUAGGAGCUUCAUAAUGAUAAUUAAAUGCGAGUUGUAUACAUGAUAUUUUCUAUGAUCGUUCACGAUAAAAAUAUAUAUUCAAACAUUUUCUUAAAAAUAUUUAAUUUUUAAAUUAAUCAGUUUGUUUACAUAUUGAGAACUGUCAAAGUAUAUGUAUGACUCGACAUUGGCCACUGCGCAUGUGCCAUUUUCAUCGCGAAUGUCAUCUCGUGAUUGUACUGGUUAAGAAUCUGUAUCAUAAUGAAAAUCUGUAUCUGUAUACAGGUAGUGAAAUAAUAAUUGAUAUAUUAAAGUAUGAGAGUAGAAAAAGCAUUGUUUCGGCAAUAUAAGGAUAAUAUAAGUGAAAUCUUAAGCCGGCCACUCACGAUACUUCGGUGUCGUUCGACAAAAUCGUCAAUGAUAUCAAUUCUGCAGUACAGAAGCCAGUUUCUUUGUGGUAAAAUUGUAACGAUUUUGUUGAAUGCACAGUUACACACGAUCAAAAUUUUUGUCAACUAGUCGAAUUCGACAAAAUUAAACGGCGCCGCAGUAUUUUUGAGUGGCUGGCUUUAUGGGCUUAUACAUAUAAUUAUUAGAUUAUUUGGAAACGUUUACAACUGUCAACCAUGUGAGGGGAGAUUUUAGUAGUCCACUAAAUAAACUUAGCAGCAAAAAUCCGCGAACCAGAAAUUAUGUAGAAGUGUGAUGUUUAUGACUGUUAUGAUUUUCCUAAAGAAAAUGUUAGAGGAUUUGAGUGUUGUUAAGUCAAUACUGUUUCAAAUGAAUAUUCUUCAGCUAAAAUAUUAAUGAAAAUUAUUCAAAAAUAAAAAAUUUACAUAUUAAGUAUUAAACAUGUUUACAAUUUUGGACGGUUUUUUGCUGGUAUAUUUAUUAUAAAUCUUUAUUGUAGUUCUAUUCUAUUGUUUAUUAUGUAGUUUUGUUAAAUCUUUAUAUAUAAAUAUAAAUAAAAACUCUAUGUAAUUAUUUGAACAGUGUAAUAUAGUAUAUAAAUAGUUUGUUUUGUUUUAGAACGCUGUUAAUAAUUUACAAUCUGUUAAGUUUCAAAACUGUUAGCAUUAUAGCAUUUAGGAUGUAGCUUUUCGUGUGUUAAGCAUGUUCUCCUGUAUUCUAAUUGUUAUAUAACGUACAGAUUGUUAAAUAAAUGUAGCAAAUGUGCCCACUCAUAUAUAA
Molecule: messenger RNA, 7204 nt
Organism: Diabrotica virgifera virgifera (western corn rootworm)
Lineage: Eukaryota; Metazoa; Arthropoda; Insecta; Coleoptera; Chrysomelidae
Gene: Sap47
Product: synapse-associated protein of 47 kDa
Exons: 8
Coding region: 303-1541 (412 amino acids)
Cellular component (GO): synapse; cytoplasm
Source: RefSeq, a predicted model, not a curated record